CACCAUCACCAAGCGUCAGAGGAAGACCGCCCCUUCUACGUCACUGCCGCUCACCAAACACUGCGAGAAACUACAACUGCACGGGUGCUCUGCGCCGGACACGUGAUCCAAGAUGGCGGCGCCCAGGAAAACCUCGCAGGAGGCUGAUUCUGACAGCAGUAGUAGCGCUGAGGAUCUGGAGCGGUUCCGAGAAGCGGCAUGGGAGCCUCCUGGUUCAGCGAAAAAAACUGUACAAUUUCCAGAGAAUUCUGCUUCUCCUGUUAUUCCAAGUUUACGGGUUCGACCUGACAGCCAUGAGCAUGAUGGAAAUGAACUACAAACUACCCCUGAAUUCCGCACUCAUGUUGCCAAAAAGCUUGCCACCAUGUUAGACAACUGCAUUAAAGAAAUUCCAGGAAGUAACAGCUUCAAUCAGGAGUCUACAGCAUCAGAAUCUGAAGAUGAAGGUUUUCGGCUUUUAACUACAUCCGUUCCCGGGGAUCCUGGGAAAAUAAUACCUUCCCCAACGUUGAAACGCAGGGUGGCUUCUUCUACCAGUGAGGAUAGUGAAGAGGAGAAACUGAGAAGGUUUCGUGAAGCAGCUGUGUCCGGCUUGGACAUUCUUAACCACAGUGCAUUGCAGACAACCACUGUGGAUAUUAUGGAUAGAAGCAGUAAUAACCAACAGAAAAAGAAGGCAAAGAAAAAAAGACCAAGUGAUGAAGCGGAGACAGUUGACCAGAACGCAGAGCCAGAAGGUAAAAUGGAUGGGUUUAAGAAGAAGAAGAAGAAGAAAAAAGAAAGGGCAAAUGACAAGACAGAAACUGAUGACCAGACAGUUAAUUCGGAAACUGAUAAAAGGUCUAAAAAGAGUGAAUCAGAGUGUCACAGUAGGAUAGAAACUGUAAAAGAUGAGUCUAAGAAGAAGAAAAUGGGAUUAUGCGAGACUGCAUCAGAUCCGAACAUAAGUCCAUGUGGAAAAAGUGGAACCAAAAAAAAGAAAAAGUUGGUUGUGGAAAAUUGUAAUGAACAUGACUGACACGUACCCGUUUUAGGUGGAUUGUCAUUGCCUCAUCCAGGCAAAUUUGGUGUGUUUGAGAAACACAAAUCUAAUUUUAUAUUAAGACAAGUUUAUCAAAAGUGGUAGAGUACACAGUGGUUUCAGCUGUUACUAAAGUUCCCCGUCCACACGUUUGCCAGAAUAUGGACAUUGCAUCUAUUUUGUACAGCAUGGUACCAUUAUAUCUCCAUAGGAAGAGGAUGAUAGUCUUCAUGAACUGUGUUCUUGCAGCUUGUGUUUGAUGGUGACUAUUAAGCUGUUGCACGUCCUUUAUCAUGAGGCAAGGGAAUAUUUUGGCAGGUAGAGCUAUGGUU
Hyla sarda is the source of this 1353-nucleotide messenger RNA. It is a transcript of the gene C1H12orf43, whose product is annotated as chromosome 1 C12orf43 homolog. Lineage: Eukaryota; Metazoa; Chordata; Amphibia; Anura; Hylidae. The record is from RefSeq and is a predicted model, not a curated record. Gene Ontology annotation, biological process: negative regulation of Wnt signaling pathway; Spemann organizer formation; Wnt signaling pathway. The coding region runs from base 113 to 1018 and encodes 301 amino acids. The transcript has 6 exons.